AUGGUUACAGAAACAAAUCGAUAUGCUGCAGUGGAAAUAAACAAGCAAUGUCCUUUAAGAAGAGAAUCACGUUUGAAAUCUUGGAAGGACACAGAUGCUAAGGAAAUGAAACAGUUCAUUGCAUUGUUGCUUCACAUGGGUCCAAAAACCUUGCCUACUAUACAACACUACUGGAGUACUGAUGUUCUAUACAGUUUGCCAUUUUUUGGUGGUGUCAUGAGUCGCAACCGUUUCCAACUACUUUUGUGUUUCUGGCAUUUUGCAGACAAUGAUCAGCAUAAUGACGAUCGCCUGUUCAAGAUACGCACUGUUCUGGAUCAUUUUAACGAUGUCAUGCCGGCUAUUUACUAUCCAGGGAAAGAUCUCUCUAUUGAUGAGUCCAUGGUACUUUGGCGUGGCAAAUUGCUGUUUCGCCAGUAUAUCAAGAAUAAACGUCAUAAAUAUGGAAUCAAACUCUAUGAACUGUGCGAGCCUCGAGGCACUGUUCUGAAGAUUCGGGUAUACAGUAGCGUCCACGUAACUGAUGAUGACGGCUAUGGUCAAGCUGCUGCAACUGUUCUAGACCUCUUGGACGGCUACCUAGACAAAGGCCAUGUGGUGUACACAGAUAAUUAUUACAAUUCUGUGAGUCUGGUGAAGAAGAUGACAAACCGAUCAACCUAUCUUUGUAGAACUCUGCGAUUUGACAGAAAAGAAAAUCCAAAAGAUUUAAUCAAACAGAAGUUGAAGAAGGGGGAACAUGUUUGGAAGCGGUCUGAAUCAGUGGUAGUUUGCAAAUGGAAAGACAAACGCGAAGUUCUUACAAUCAGCAACAUGCAUCGAAUUGAGAUGGUUGAUGUUAGAAAUCGGAAUGACAAGCUGUCAAGAAAGCCGAACACAGUCCGAGAUUACAACAAUGGCAUGGCUGGAGUAGACAGGUCAGAUCAAAUGCUGUCUUACUACUCGGCGCUGCGCAAGACAAUCCGGUGGUAUAAGAAGAUUGUCCUGCAUAUCCUAGAAGUGUUUCUUCUAAAUUCCCACAUCCUGUACAAUGCAAACAACAGAGAGCAGGAUGAAGCUAUUAAAAUUUCGUGA
This is a messenger RNA of Gigantopelta aegis, 1074 nucleotides long. Its product is annotated as piggyBac transposable element-derived protein 4-like. NCBI's taxonomy places the organism in Eukaryota, Metazoa, Mollusca, Gastropoda, Neomphalida, Peltospiridae. The transcript has a single exon. The coding region runs from base 1 to 1074 and encodes 357 amino acids. The record is from RefSeq and is a predicted model, not a curated record.